AGGACUUUCCAGCAGGCUCUUCGGGGUUACUAGCAACAAUCCCAGCUUCAUUCCUCCACUGCUCCUCGGUCAGAACCUCCCAGCCGACCCGGGUCAGCACUGCUCCAGACCAGGGCCCCAGCCCGCUACACAGACCCCUGUCUCAGCCGCUCACCAUGGCAGGGCCCGGUGGUGGGAGCAGUGAUGUGCAGUGGUGCUUCUCCCAAGUCAAAGGAGCGAUAGAUGAUGAUGUUGCUGAAGCUGACAUCAUAUCGACUGUUGAAUUCAACCACACUGGGGAGCUACUUGCCACUGGGGACAAGGGGGGUCGUGUUGUCAUCUUUCAACAGGAGCCAGAGAGUAAGAAUCAGCCACAGUGCCGAGGCGAGUACAAUGUUUACAGCACCUUCCAGAGCCAUGAGCCUGAGUUUGACUACCUGAAAAGUCUUGAGAUUGAGGAAAAGAUCAACAAGAUUCGAUGGUUGCCUCAGAAGAAUGCAGCACAGUUCCUUCUGUCUACAAACGACAAAACUAUAAAGCUGUGGAAAAUUAGUGAGCGUGACAAGAGACCAGAGGGCUACAAUCUGAAGGAAGAAGAUGGGAGAUACAGAGAUCCAAAUACUGUCACAUCACUACGGGUACCAGUGUUCAGGCCCAUGGACUUGAUGGUGGAGGCCAGCCCCAGACGAGUGUUUGCAAAUGCUCACACUUAUCAUAUUAACUCCAUCUCAGUCAACAGUGAUUGUGAGACCUACCUGUCUGCAGAUGACCUGCGCAUUAACCUCUGGCAUCUGGAGAUCACUGAUCGCAGCUUUAACAUUGUUGACAUUAAACCAGCCAAUAUGGAGGAGCUGACAGAAGUGAUCACAGCAGCGGAGUUCCACCCCAACCAAUGCAACACCUUUGUCUACAGCAGCAGCAAGGGAACCAUCCGCAUGUGUGACAUGAGAGCAUCAGCACUCUGUGACAAACACGCCAAAUUGUUUGAAGAGCCAGAGGAUCCAAACAAUCGUUCAUUCUUCUCUGAAAUCAUCUCAUCCAUCUCUGAUGUAAAGUUCAGCCAUAGUGGACGCUACAUGAUGACCCGGGACUACUUAUCCGUCAAAAUUUGGGAUCUCAACAUGGAGACUCGACCAGUAGAGACAUAUCAGGUGCAUGAAUAUCUCAGGAGUAAGCUGUGUUCACUUUAUGAGAACGAUUGCAUCUUCGACAAGUUUGAGUGCUGUUGGAAUGGGAACGACAGUGUUGUGAUGACGGGUUCCUACAACAACUUCUUCAGGAUGUUCGACAGAGGUUACCGGCAGGACAUGACCCUUGAAGCAUCGCGGGAAAACAGCAAGCCGCGAUCGGUCCUGAAACCUCGCAAAGUAAGCACAGGUGGGAAGCGCAAAAAGGAUGAGAUCAGUGUAGACAGUCUGGACUUUAACAAGAAGAUCCUCCACACUGCCUGGCAUCCUCUGGACAACAUCAUCGCUGUGGCCACCACCAACAAUCUGUACAUAUUCCAGGAAAAGCUGAACUAGCGUUUGUUGAACCGCUCAGAUCCCAGUUUCUGCUUGAGCCCCAUUGCUCUGAUAUACCAAUAUAAACAAUAGCUGUCUGUUUUUAGCUAAAUCCCUAAAUCUUGAUAAGAUCUACCCUUAGUGUGUCUGACAACACCUAGUACGUCAACAAGAAGCAGUGGCAUUACCAGAGUACAUCCAACCAGGCCAUCACAUGCACAGUUUUCUAUUGCAAAUGUAAACAUGCAGGGUUUUUAGAGUCCAGACUUCGGGAUUUAGUGUCAUCGGGUUCCUCCAUUAGGAGCACUCCAUUUAACAAGCUACCAUUUGCAACUCCACUACAUCCCAAACCAAAGGGAAAAUAUGUUAAAUACACAUAUUUGGUUAGUUUCUUUCAUUAUUCUUUUGUGCCAUCGUGACAUGAUUCACUUCUACGUCAUAGCUACCAAUUGUUAAGUUUUUGUAGCUACCAUGUUUUACUAGUUUGAAUAGGAAAUUCUUUCUACUGUUUUUAUGUCUUGCUGUCACCAAGUUCCUUUUCGUACUGGCCUGAAACACUUCUAAUACAAGCUGUCGACACUCCACUCGAUUUGUCCAGUAUUUGUCAAGUUGCCAAGUUCACUCACCACUUCUUUUUUUUUUUUGCUAAUGUACAGUAUGAUUAUGCUGUUAAAGGACUAAUCUAGUGUUUUACCGUGUUUUAGCUCAUUCUCUGAGAAUGGCAUAUAACUUACAUUACUGCUAACAUUUGUCCACUAUGUACAAAUAUUUAUUAGAUCAUUUUUAACUUUAAAGCAGCCACUGCUUUACAUUAAUUUCUCUACAGAAAAAAUGCCAACUUACUUAAAAUUGACUGCACAUGAGUUCUAUUACCGUGAACUUGUUGUCGUCUUUGACUACAUCAAAAUAAUUUUUUGGUUACACAGCAGUAAGCAAGUAAACUGUAACAUUUGACACUAAAAGAGAGUUACCUAAAAUCUACUGUCUUCACCUUCUCCUCACAACAACAUCUGUGUGUCUUUAUGUUCAUCUUCUGGAUUAGGAUCUCUGUUUGUAAAUACUAUUGCUUUUAAUUAGCUAAAUGUCAAAACCGCAGCUUUCGAGUGUCCCGAACAUUUGAGCAUUCGGUUUUCAAAACAGUUCCUGUUCUCAGCUGCACCAAAACUUGACUCACUGUUCAAUAAUAUAGACGCUAAGUUGAUUUUCAUAGUGUAUUGAAAUGGCUACAUUUAGAGAAAUGAUCAGCAGUAAUGUAAAUGUAAUUUCUAGUCGUAAACGCCAGCGUAGUCCUUUAACAUGGAUAUAAGACUGGCGGGCACACACACACUUGUCAGGUAUUGUGGUUUUGGGAGUUAAAUGGUGGCUAAUCAUGCCAAAGUAACCAGUCCUAUACACUCUGAACAUGUAUUCAUUUCAAGCUGUCUUGCAGACAAGGUGCCUCUGGUCCGACUGGUCACUCUUGCACAUGUGUAGACAACCAUAUAAAGCUCAGGACAAAAGCUUAUAUACGUGGAAGGGCGUAAUGGUGUGUUCAUUCUUUUGUGGUCUGUGGCACCAAAACUGAGUGCUGCUGCCAGCUUCCCCGCAAAGCCUGUUGUGUUGCUGCAGAUUGAUCGAUCGCUUUACUCUCUGGAUCUAGUUUCUGUUUGUAGACUUUUUGUUUUAUUUUAUAUGAUGUUUUGUACUGUACCUGAUAAAAAGAAGAAUAAUCACUAUAGCUGAUUUAUUUUUGUAUAAAUUAAGGCAAUAGGAUUACAGUCUGAUCACUGUAGUUUCUUUAGCUGUCUGACUGAUUGUAGAUGGGAGGUUGCUUAAUAACCAGGUAACCUUUUUGUCACAUGGCUUUGGGACAUUUUCUUCAUCCUGGCAGGUAUUUGUUUGAAAGCUAGAGAUUUUUUUGACAUCAAGGAAGUGUGUCGUUUCUGAUGUGGGAUGUCCAAAGAAAAGUAUUUUCAGGUGUCAGUACGUCUGUAGUGAUAAGCACUAUAACUGUAUUCUUUUUUUUUUUUUUUUUUUUUUUUGUUUUUUUAUUUGGCCGACUGUAACUGUUGUUUAUGUAGAACUUUUUUUUUUGGAUGCUUCAGAGUUACAUUCUGAGUUAAUUUAGAUCUUAACGUUCUGUUUCUGUGCCAUGGUUUUGUUUAAUGAAUCAUUUUUGCUCGCUGUGAAUGAAUGGGCCCUCGUGGGUCUACAUUGGAAAGGCAUAUUUAAUCAACGUGUAUUGUUAAAACUGUUAAAUCAAGUUCUCUGCAGCUAGUCAAGGCAAUUGACUAGACGGCAGAGUGGCUGAUUUUGAAAUAUGAAACGUCUUCUCUCUCCUGUGACGCAUGUGCAGCUCUCCUAUACAGACUUGCUUAUUUAAACAGGAGAAUUUGUGAAGCACUUGCAGGUUAUUGUUUAAUAGUAGUGGUCUUAAAUGACUGUAUUGGACAAGGAGGGAAAAAAAAAACUUCAUAAACAUUAAAUUUUGCUGUUUCUUUGCAACAUCAUGAUUCAGUCCAAUGCUGCCAGUCGAACUUUUUCAGAGCAGACAUUUUGGAUCGUCAGAGCAGGAAAAGCGCAGGUGUCGAUGCUAACGGCUGCAUUCCAUUUAGGUGAGCUGCUAUCAGGGUCCUGGUUAUUGUGCAUCCUGGCUCUGUCAUUAGUGAACUUUGUUUCACCUGUUCUUUUACUUUUAUGAAACGUGAAAUGUCUGUAAUGAAGAGAGUCUUAUUCUAUUCUGGAGCAAACAGCUUGAUUAUAGCACAAUUUUUCAUUUCAUUAAAAUUAUGUUUUAAGCCAUUAAAUCAGGGCACGAAGCUUCUUGGUCCACUGGAUCAUAUUUGUAAGUGUCACUCUUACGUCAGAGAAUGGUUUUCUAAUCACUAAGAUGCCAACAACUAACCACCUAUUUAACUACUGUAGAGUGACACCCUCUCAGGGCUCUGGGUAAUGUCUUCUCGUAACAAGAUACUUUGCUAAUCUUUUUAUUUUUUUUUCCUUAAUUUUUGCAACCUUUUGAAAACAAAACAAAAACUCUUUGCUUUAUUGUCUAAUGCAAAACUGUGAAGGUGAUUCAUGUCAUUUGAGUCGUGUCAUAUAUGUGUAAACCUGUAUAAUGUGGCACCUUUGUCCCAUUCCACGGUAAAGGAUCCAAUCAGUUAGCCCCCAGUUAGCAUGAAGAGAGAUUCAUUCAAAAUGAGAUCAGUGGUCAGCCUUGUCCUAUCAUUCAUCCAAUUGAGCAUCUACUUACUCACCUUUAAAUAACUGUUAUCCUGAAUAAAAUAGUGCUGCAUUGAAACUGGCAAGUUAGCUUUAAAGAAAUAAAAAAUAAAAAAAUCUUGAGGUAUCAUUGGCUUUUGGAAAAUAUUCAUCUUUGCAGACAGCAGAGAUGGGCAUCAGACUGUAUGACCAUUGCAGCAUUACUAAAAAAAAAAAACAGUUACUGACAUUCGUGAAAAAACAACUAACCAACAAUCUUUUUCUCUUUCCCCUCAUCUCGUCUUCAUACAGUAGCUAUUGAUCAAGGCUAUAGCGUAAACCACAAAGAUGUUCCGACGAACCCUAUUGCCUUUCUUAUAGCAUUAAGAAGAAAAAAGAUAAUCAAGUAUGUUUCUUGAAGUUUCUGGCGUGCCAGACAGGAGACUGCUCAGGGGAAUUUACCGCUGCUCUGUGAUCAAAACCUUGUACCUUCAAGAAAGCAGCUUUUCAGGACUCUUAACAAAAACUGCCUUAUUUACAGGUGAAUCAUCCUUUAUAUAAAAAAUAAUAAUAACAAUUCAAGUUUCUGUAAUGGCUAACUAAGCUUGCCCUCCAUAAAGUAGAAAACAUCACAAAAUCUCAAGGAAACUGUCAAAAUUGGAGUUAUGAGGUUUUUCCACUUGCAGCAGCAUUAUAUACAUGUCUAAUGUAUCACAGGAGUUAAAAAAAUAAAAUGCACUUUUAUUUUUGUGAAUUUCAUUAAUUUGUAUGUUUUUUGGUUGUUUCUUUAAGGGGCUCUCGAGUAAAGAUUGUAAGAGUUUUGGUGAUCUGUUAGGGAAAAACUACGAAUGGUUCAUUGUACAGCUUUGUUUGUCUUUGUCAAAUGGAAUAAAGUACAGUUUAGAUGAAAAGUAAUAAAGAAUUUCAAACCUGACUUCUGAA
Stegastes partitus (bicolor damselfish) is the source of this 5603-nucleotide messenger RNA. It is a transcript of the gene ppp2r2aa, whose product is annotated as protein phosphatase 2, regulatory subunit B, alpha a. The transcript has 10 exons. Gene Ontology annotation, molecular function: protein phosphatase regulator activity; protein binding. Gene Ontology annotation, cellular component: protein phosphatase type 2A complex. Lineage: Eukaryota; Metazoa; Chordata; Actinopteri; Pomacentridae. The record is from RefSeq and is a predicted model, not a curated record. The coding region runs from base 156 to 1502 and encodes 448 amino acids.